This is a messenger RNA of Cheilinus undulatus (humphead wrasse), 6100 nucleotides long. RefSeq names its product transient receptor potential cation channel, subfamily M, member 4a (gene trpm4a). The record is from RefSeq and is a predicted model, not a curated record. Gene Ontology annotation, cellular component: membrane. NCBI's taxonomy places the organism in Eukaryota, Metazoa, Chordata, Actinopteri, Labriformes, Labridae. The coding region runs from base 1 to 3810 and encodes 1269 amino acids. Gene Ontology annotation, molecular function: ligand-gated calcium channel activity; calcium-activated cation channel activity. The transcript has 28 exons. Gene Ontology annotation, biological process: calcium ion transmembrane transport.
AUGAAGGAGCAGGAGAGGGAGAACGGAGGAGGAGGAGGAGGAGGAGGAGGAGGAGGGGGGAAGGCCGGGAGCAAGAAGGAGAAAGAUCAGAGCUGGAUCCCAAAGAUCAUCAAGAAGAGGAUCUGCUCCACAUUCGUAGAAGACUCCUUCAGUAACGGGGCGCUGUGCCAGUGUGGCGGCGUUCGGGAGCAUCAUGACUCGGUGGCUACAGGAGACUUCUUCGGCGCGGCAAUCGUCACUCAGUGGGACAGCAGACAGCACUCGUCUGAGUGUCCCACAGACGCCUACGGAGAGCUGGAGUUCGCCGGGGCCGGACGCAGACACAGCCACUUUCUCCGUCUGUCAUGUGACACGCCCCCUCAGAUCAUCUACACCCUGAUGACGGCUCACUGGGGGCUCCCCUCCCCUAACCUGGUGGUGUCUGUGGUCGGGGGGGAGGGGAGGGAGAAGAUCAAACCGUGGGUGAGGGACGUCCUGAGGAACGGGCUGGUCAGAGCGGCUCAGAGCACAGGUGCGUGGAUCCUGACGGGGGGGCUGAGGGAGGGCGUGGCCCGCUGUGUGGGCGAGGCGGUGAGGGACCACGGAGCGGCGGCUCCGGCCCUGUCCCAGAAGAAGGUGAUAGCGGUGGGCGUGGCUCCGUGGGGGCUGGUUCAUAACAGGCAGCAGCUGGUUAACGCUCAGGGCAGCUUUCCCGCACGCUACUACGUCCAGAACACGUCCCGGGACUCGUGCUGCCUGGAUAAUAACUGCCAGGCCUUCCUGCUGGUGGAUGAUGGGAGUGUGGGCCGUCGAGGGGGAGAGACGGGCUUCAGGGCCAGUCUGGAGGACUACAUUUCCCAUCAGCGCACCGGCAUCUGGGGAAGUGGCAGCAUAGAGAUCCCAGUGCUCUGCAUGUUAAUCUCAGGAGACUCCAGCAUGUUGGAGCGGUUGGACUCAUCCCUGAGGAAAGAGACGCCCUGGUUGGUUCUAGCUGGUUCUGGUCCGGCUGCAGACUUCAUCUCUGAGCUGCUGGCCGACGCCGCCCCCAUCCCCCUCAGCCCCUCGUCCCUGUCCUCCCCCCCUGCAGAGGGGGAGGCUGCAGAGGGCCUCAGCACGGAGCUCCGCGACAAGGUCUGUGACAGACUGCGGAGGCACUUUCCUACUGAGAACGAGCCGGAGAGACUGCUGGACAGCGCUCUGAGUAUCUAUCAGCAGAGAGACCUCAUCACUGUGUUUCAUGGAGAACAGGAGGGCUCCGACGAUUUUGACACCGUUCUGCUCAGAGCUUUAGUCGGAGCCAGUAAGCGCAUUUCCAGUGAAGCCAGCGAGUACACUGAGGAGCUCAACCUGGCCGUGGCGUGGAACAGAGUGGACAUCGCCAAGUCAGAGCUCUUCAAUGGAGACAUCCAGUGGAAGUACGAUGACCUGGAGGACUCGAUGACGGACGCGCUGAUAAACGACAAACCCCAGUUUGUGCGUCUGUUCUGCGAGAACGGUCUGAACAUCCUGGACUAUCUAACGUACCGUCGUCUGGAGAGUCUGUACCGCUCCCUGUCCGACAGCUCGCUCGCCUACAUCCUACUGCAGAGACGUCUGAGCGAGCGCCAGGUGCUGGCCGGCUCCCUGCCUCACCUGGACACCACCACGUCACCGCUGAAGAGCCCACAGAGCGUGCUCAGUGGGGCCGCCUCUGCUAUGGAGCUCACGCUGUUCGAGGUCUCCCGUCUGCUGUGGGACCUGCUGGGUGACGUCUGUCAGCCAUUUUAUUACGGCCCUCUGGGUCUCGACCACAACAUCAGCACCAGGAGGGCCCUAAAGCAAGUGAACAGGAUGCUGCUGGGUGACUGUCUGUACCGAGAUCAGCGCUGUCUCUCGCCGUGGUCGGCCCUCUUCAUAUGGGCCGUCCUGCAGAACCGCACAGAGAUGGCCGUUUACUUCUGGGAGAUGGCGGGGGAGUCGGUGUUGAGCGCUCUCGGUGGCUGUAAGCUGCUCAGAGAACUUUCUAGGUGGGAGACGGAGACAGAGAGUAAAGUGGCCAUGAAGGAACUCGCUCAGAAGUUUGAGGACCUCGCACAUGAUGUGUUUGGAGAGUGUUAUCAGAACAGCGAGAGCCGCUCCUUCACCCUCCUUAUAAGGAAGUCGCCGGUUUGGGGCGGAGCCACAUGUCUCCAGAUGGCGACAGCAGCAGACGCCCGUCUGUUCUUCAGCCAUGAUGGCGUCCAGUCUCUCCUGUCUCAGAUCUGGUGGGGAGACAUGGAGAGGAGCACUGAGGUCUGGAAACUACUCCUGACGUUCUUCAUACCCCCCCUCCUCUACACAAACCUCAUCAGCUUCAGGGAGCAGGAGGAGGAGGUGAAGUCUGUGGAGGUUCAUCAUGGCAGAGACACGGACAGCCUGGAGGGCAACGAUGCCACUGUCUUCUCCCUCGCCGACAUCAUACAGAAUGAGGAAGAAGCUGAGGAGCUCAGAGCUUUAAAGGAAAACCUAAAAGACCCUUCCCCUCCAAACUCAAAGCGACCGUUCUUGGUGUUGCGAUGGAGACAGUUCUGGUUUGCCCCCGUCACCUCCUUCCUUGGUAACGUGCUGAUGUACUUCCUGUUCCUCUACCUGUUUGCUUACGUUCUGCUGGUGGACUUUAAGCCCCCACCCCCCAAAGGCCCCUCCACCCUGGAGUUUGUGCUUUACUUCUGGGUCUUCACCUUGGUGUGUGAGGAAAUACGACAGACGUUCUGUGUGGGCAGUGGCUUUGUGAUUCAGAGGAUGCAGAACUACAUCCAGGAUGUGUGGAACAAGUUCGACCUCACAGCCAUCUCUCUCUUUAUGCUCGCUCUCUGCUGCAGAAUGUUCCCCUGGUCAUAUGACUUUGGUCGGGCAGUGAUGGCUAUAGACUACAUGGUCUUCACUCUUCGUCUCAUCCACAUCUUCGCCAUCCACAAACAGCUCGGACCGAAGAUCAUCAUAGUGGGAAAGAUGAUGAAGGAUGUCUUCUUUUUCCUCUUCUUCCUCGCCGUGUGGCUCAUGGCAUAUGGAGUAGCCAAUCAGGCGCUGCUUUACUCAUAUGAUCCUCGUCCUAACUGGAUAUUCCGCAGAGUCUUCUAUCGUCCAUAUCUGCACAUUUUUGGACAGAUUCCCAUUCACGAAAUGGACGCUGACAAACUAGAGGAGGAUAAAUGUACAAACAACGCCACGCUGAUCGAGGCCGGGUACGAGCCAUGUCUGAGCACGUACGCUAACUGGCUGGUCGUCAUCCUCCUCGUCAUCUACCUGCUGUUCACCAACAUCGUGCUGGUCAACCUGCUCAUCGCCAUGUUCAGCUACACCUUCUCUAAAGUCCAGGAGCGCAGCGACACCUACUGGAAGUUUCAGCGCUACAAUCUGAUCGUGGAGUACCACUCGAGGCCUUGCUUAGCCCCGCCUUUCAUCAUCAUCUCACACCUCCACCUGCUCAUCAAGAGAUACAUCCGACGUAUCCCAUCAGUGAAGAGCAAACACUUUGUCCUGGAGCUCCGGGGCAGGAAGGCAAGCCGACUCAACACGUGGGAGGCGAUCCAGAAAGAAAACCUGCUGUCAGCUCAGAACAAGAGGCAGAGAGAGAGCGACACGGCUCGACUUAAAUGCACAUCCAUCAAGGUGGACAGUGUGCUGAAGCAGAUGGCAGAGAUCCGGGACCAUGACCGCAGGCUGCGACUGCUGGAGUCUGAGUUGGAGUACUGCUGCAGCGCCCUCUCCUGGAUGGCCGAGGCUCUGUCUCAGAGUGGCCUGAUUAAAGCUGACCGUCCUCCCCCCGCCCCUCAGAGAUCUGACUCUGUGGUUUCCAGACUGAGUGUCUGAACUUCAGGAUCUCAUCCACUUGCUGGUUCACUCAGGGCCGUUGUUCCAAAGAGAACCUUCUUUGCUGUUUUCCAUAUUUUGGUUUGUAUAUUUCAGAUGUUGCUGAUGUGUGACGUGUUUUUUAACAUGCUGUUAUAGGAUGCUGAUUAAAUGAAUAUGGCAGGUACAUGAACGCGGUUAAAGAUGCUGUCUCCUGACAACUGUGUUCCCAUACUAUUACCACUGAAUGUCGGGCCUUUCCUGUCCACAAAUGCAUGACUUUAUGAGCUCCACUUAAAGGCUGCAGCAACAAUUAACAGCGAUCCCUCCGUGUCAGGUCUGAGUAAAAAGCAUGACUGUGUAGGAGUGUAGGGAUGUAAGUGUUCUGCUCAUGUGCCUUUUGUCAUCACUAAUAAUGACCAAAGUCUGAUUAUUUCAGAUCCAUGGGGCUUUAAGCCAAAGUGUCCCCACAGAGUGCCUUAUAUAGCUACCUGUUCAGGUAGAUGAUAAUCAUGUCUUAAUCAGAUUAAUGUUAUACCCUGAUCAGACCCUUUUAAGGGAAGAGAAAUGUGCACUUGUUAAGCUGCUAUGAAGAAUAAUUAAAGUGUUUGUUAUUGAUGUGAAAAGUUUAACCAAAGAGACCAAACCUUAAAAAAACCUUAACACUUGCUCUUCAGAGCUUUAUCUCCUCUUUUAGUUUUAGUCUUGAUUCUCAGUUUAUAAGGUUGAAAUAAUAAAUAUCAUGUACAGUAUCAUUACACAGACAAAGCUUUGAAUUCACUAGCAUGCGCUGCCUGUUAGCUGCAAACUGCAGAGACCUACUGGGGAGCAUAACAGACAGAUACACAGGAGCUGGUGGGGACCAAAACCGGAGCUAAAAGAGAGAAUACCCGACGUACUGUCAUCACAUGGAGUAAAAUAGGGAUGUUCACAUACCAUUUUUUUCCUUCCCCAUACGAUUCCGAUACCAAGGUGUUGGGUAUCGGCCGAUACUGAGUCCUGAUCCGAUAUCAGUCUGAACUCUCUGAAAUGACUGUUCAGACUAGUAAAUUAUUUUAGACCUAUAUUUGACUCAAAAUGGCUCACAUGAUCAUAAUUCGAUUAAAAUGGAUAAAAAGACGUUCAAUAUCAGGUUUGCUGGUGUGGAUUUAAUCAUUAAAGUCCCCAAAAGACAUGCCAGUUCCAGGGUCGCUGAAAAUGCUGCUGUAAGGAUUCAAAGGCAUCAGUAGUGUUAAUGGGGAAAUACAACGGCUAGCUUCAAGAGGAAAAACAAGUAAGAUGCAGCAGUUUACUGUGCAAAAGUUAUUUAAGUUUUGAUAAGCUGCCACUUCUUGUCUUGUAUGACAGCGCGGGUCUGAAAGGCGUUUCAAUGAUCACAGACUACAUUCUUUGCAGCUGUAGCGGGUCCCCUGGUUGUUCUUUGCUUCUGCUGCGCCAGAAACAGAAGCCCGUUCAUACAGUGGCAGCAAAGAAGAGUUGAUUUCCGUUCAUAGUGCUAACAGUUAGCAUGGCUUAAUGAAGCAAAGUAUAAAGUUAAACCAAACAUAAACUCAUGUACUCGCCCACACCUGUGUUUUGAGCAGUAUCAGAGGUAUUUCUGAUACUGGUAUCGGUAUCGAAACAACCCUAGAGUGAAACACCCUUUAUGUCUUUAACAGAACCGUUUUCAUAGUCUCUUCUCACCAGGGUCUAUCAGUAGCUCUGUACACUCAGUAUUUCCUUUAUUCAACGAAAAAUAAGAAGGAAAACGUGAAAACAUUGUAAAGGUAUCCUGUGCUGGUACCAGCAGUCACUGUAGACCUGGACAUGACUCCCACCUAUCAAGUUCUCCUCUGCUACUGCUGUUACCUCUCUUGACGUUGAUUGGUCAGUAGGAAGAAUGACGUUAGCCGUUCCAAAAGUUAAACUAUUUUCAGCUAAAAGUGCUGUGAUUAAAAGUAUAAAAGAAUAAGAGUGAUUUCAGAGAAAAGCCUGGAUUACUCUGGUUUUGGACUGAAAAUAAGUGGUGUGCUGAGAAAAAGGCUGACUGUGGACAAAAGCCUAAAUAUAGAUGAUUUAUUCACAUGUAUACGGCAGAAAAACACCUCCUGGUGCUGGUAAUGGUGUAUUAUAGAAAUCUAGUAUGUUUGGGUUUUUUAUAUCUGUCUAAUGUUUAUAGAUGUAAUAUUUUGUCAGGAUAAACAGAAAUGUUUGAUGGAUUCUGUUACACUGUGAACGGUCUACAGAUUCAGUUUGUAUAAUAGAGAUAAGCACUGUACAGAACUAUGAAUUCAUUGGACCUGUAAAGACUGAAUAAACAGGAGUGAAAAGG